Molecule: messenger RNA, 462 nt
Organism: Neoarthrinium moseri
Lineage: Eukaryota; Fungi; Ascomycota; Sordariomycetes; Amphisphaeriales; Apiosporaceae
Exons: 4
Coding region: 1-462 (153 amino acids)
Source: RefSeq, a predicted model, not a curated record
AUGGCCUCCAACACCGCUAUCCCCACAUCGACCUCGGUCGUCGAGAGCGCCGUCAUCAAGGCCCCUCUCAGCCACGUCUGGCACCACAUCAAGCUCCAGAACUUUAGUGACUUCUGGUCUGCUCUGAAGCAGAGCGAGUUCACAAAGUCCCAGGAGGAGACCGACGUCGUCAAGUGGACCUUCAACGACGGCACUGAGCUUGAGGUCAAGCAAGAGGAGCACAGCACCCUCAACCACUACAUCACCUACAGUGUCAUCACCGCCAAGCCGGAGUUGACCUACACCAGCGUGGUCAGCACCAUCCGCUGCUACUCCGUCACCUCGGGUGACCUUGAGGGCAGCACUUUUGUCGAAUGGACUGGCAACUUCUCCAGCGAUGCCGACGCUGGCGUUAUCCAAGAUGCCAAGUUCAAGCGCCGUGACGCUCUCGCAGACUUGGCCAAGGCUGCUGCCAAGAAAUAA